AUGUUCUGUGCGCGACAAGUCACCAACACAAGUUGCCCCACCAAAAAUGGCCCAACCCGUUGCGCAAUGCCCCGGAUGGCUGGGGCCUUGGUCGCUGGCCGGUAUGCCCUUCCAGUCCGCGCUCCACGUAUGGGGAGACACGCCGAAGAGGUGGCACCGAGGCGGCGGUUUGCCUUCUUUGAGCGUUGGUGGGCGUGUGGGACUCCAUCGGAGAGGAGCACUGUUGUGAGGAGCACAGGCAGAGGUGGAGUGGAUGCCCAGAAGGCCCCUGUUUUAGUGUUUGAUGUCAUGGAUACGAUUGUGUACGAUCCUUUCUACAUAGAGAUACCAAAGUUCUUUGGGACAACAUUACAAGAGUUGUUCGAAGUGAAGCACCCCAAUUCAUGGGUACGUUUUGAGAAAGGAGAAAUCUCUGAGCAGCAAAUGCUGGACAAUUUUUUCAAGGACAAUCGAAGCUACGACAGUGAAGGUCUCUUGCAGACGAUGCAUGACAACUAUCGUUACCUGGAUGGCAUGGAGGAAUUGCUUCAGCAGCUUAAUGAUAUGGCUUAUGAAAUGCAUGCAAUGACGAACUAUCCAGAGUGGUACAAACUCAUUGAGAAGAAGCUGGCGUUGGGCCGUUACCUGAACUGGACGUUCAUAUCCUGCACGGGGGCAAUGAAGGGUUUGAGGAAGCCUGACAAGGACGCUUUUGAAGUGGUGACUGCAAUGCUGGGCUGCCCGCCAGCAAACAUACUGCUCGUCGACGAUCGCGAGGCAAAUGUCAGCGCCGCCCGUAAUUGCGGCAUGGAUGGGAUUGUCUUCAAGAAUGCGGAGCAACUAAAGGAAGAGCUCCGCAGCAGAGACCUGGGGGUGUGA
Molecule: messenger RNA, 858 nt
Organism: Ostreobium quekettii
Lineage: Eukaryota; Viridiplantae; Chlorophyta; Ulvophyceae; Bryopsidales; Ostreobiaceae
Source: the annotation of a GenBank genome assembly